GCCAGUCAGCAAAGGGGGUGGGCGCCGCUCUGCUGCACUAAACCGAGGAGAAGGAGUGGGCGGGAGACAGAGAAGGGAGAGAAACACAUAGAGGAAAGAGGGAAAGAGAAGAAAGUGUCCAUUACACCGGGUGGAUUUUUCCAGAGCACCGAUGUUGGAACACUCUUCUGAGCUGGCCCUGGUGCAGAGUUUGUAUGCCAACAGCAUGCGCUGUCCCCCCUCUGCGGCCGGGAUCUCUGUCAGGAAUGAAGACCUGCCUAUGAGCAACGGCAGCAAGAUGAAUGGGUCGCUGGAGCAUUUGGACCAGCCGGACCCAGACUCCAUCAAGAUGUUUGUGGGACAGAUCCCGCGCUCCUGGUCAGAAACGGAACUAAAAGAGCUUUUUGAGCCCUUUGGAGCUGUGCACCAGAUCAACAUCCUCCGUGAUCGCACCCAGAAUCCCCCUCAGAGCAAAGGAUGCUGUUUUGUAACUUUUUAUACAAGAAAAGCUGCACUGGAGGCCCAGAAUGCACUGCACAACAUAAAGACCUUAAGUGGGAUGCAUCAUCCUAUCCAGAUGAAACCCGCUGACAGUGAGAAAACAAGUGCGGUUGAAGACAGAAAACUCUUUGUCGGAAUGGUGUCAAAGAAAUAUGGCGAGAACGAGGUCAGAAUGAUGUUCUCGUCUUUCGGACAGAUCGAAGAGUGCCGAAUUCUCCGGGGACCAGAUGGUCAGAGCAGAGGCUGUGCGUUUGUCACAUUUGCUACCAGGGCAAUGGCACAGAAUGCAAUCAAAACCAUGCAUCACUCUCAGACUAUGGAGGGCUGUUCCUCACCUUUGGUGGUGAAGUUUGCCGACACACAGAGAGAUAAGGAGCAGCGGCGCCUGCAGCAGCAGCUAGUACAGCAGAUCCAGCAGCUCAACAGCGCCUCCACCUGGGGAAACCUGGCUGGCCUGGGGACCCUCACACCGCAGUACCUGGCUCUGCUCCAGCAGGCCACAUCUACCAGUAACCAAGGCAAUUUCAACGGUAUUCAGAGGCUAGGAGGUGUGAAUCCCCUUCAGCUGCAGAACUUGGCCACAUUAGCUGCUGCUGCGGCUGCAGCUCAGAGUUCUGGCAGCCCCACUUCCACCAAUGCCCUGUCUACAAACAGUGGAGCCCUGGGAGCUCUGGCCAGUCCAGCUGGUUCAACAGCAGGGUCCAGUGCCGGUGCUGCCAUGAACACCUUGGCUUCUCUGGGCACCCUGCAGGGUCUCACUGGGACCUCUAUGGGCCUCAACAACCUUAACGCUCUCACCAGCAGCGUCAGUGGUAUGGGGGCCAUGAAUGGAGGUCUGGGAGCCUCCAUGGCUAAUGGGUCAGCAGCCAGCUCCAUGGACGCUCUGACCCAGGCCUACUCAGGGAUGCAGCAGUACACAGCCUCCGCCCUGCCCUCCCUCUACGGCCAGUCUCUCCUGCAGCAAAGCAUUGCUGGCAGCCAGAAGGAAGUAGGGCCAGAGGGCGCCAACCUGUUUAUCUACCACCUGCCACAGGAGUUUGGGGAUCAAGAUCUUCUGCAGAUGUUCAUGCCUUUUGGAAAUGUGGUCUCUGCCAAAGUCUUCAUUGACAAACAGACCAAUCUGAGCAAGUGCUUUGGGUUCGUCAGCUAUGACAAUCCUGUGUCUGCGCAAGCUGCCAUCCAGGCCAUGAACGGUUUCCAGAUUGGAAUGAAGAGGCUGAAGGUUCAGCUGAAGCGUUCCAAGAACGACAGCAAACCCUACUGAUCCUAGCCCCGGGGCCUUCCCCCCUUCCCAGCUCUAAUGCUAGCACUGCUAGGGUAAGUUCACCCUCCAGCCAAGGUCACCACAGCAGAGACUCAGUGGGGCAGGGGGAAAGGAGCCCACCACAGGAGGGAGACUUACCCUAUUCCUAAAAGAUGGUUGCGAUGUUCGUUCCACAUUUUACUGUAUUUCAUUCCUGCGGUUUUCUCAUGUAAUUUGAGUCGGAUUAAAUAUUUUAAUGUAUAUGAUUAUUUAUGACUAUCACUGGAGUCAGUGUUCGCUGGAGGUAUUUUGUGUCACUGUAUUUAGUGGAGAGCAUCAGGUGUGUUUCCAUGCCAUUUCAUUGCCUUCAGGUCAAGUUAGACAGGUUGACUAAGGAUCAGUUGUUGUGUUGAAGGGCAGAAGCCAGACCACGUAGACCCCCGAGCCCAGAGCUUCAACUUGUUUGGCUUUUUACGUGUAGUCUGUCUCGUUUGUCAUUCUUAAUGUGAAAAUCCUUUGCACUCUAAAUUUUUCAAUCUUCGUUCCCCCUAUCUGUCUCUCACUCUUUCUCCCCCCUCUCUGUCGUAUCAUUAUCUAAGCCAUGUUGAGCUAGGCUACCUCUCUCUUUCUCUAUUAACAACCUCUUCCAGUCAUUCCAUCCAUCCUCCAAGUCUCCCACAAGGGACUGGCUCUAGAUGGAUCUCUUUGGGUGCCAAGUAUACAGUUUGUGCAUGUUGGAGUCUCUGCCAUAUGUCCUGGUGGUGUCACUUCCUUAAAUCUGUGCAUUGUUUUUGUGUGUCGGGAGAGAUGGGGGGGAAAUGUUUACCGCACUGUCCUUACUGUAUGUGGUGAUUGGCAUUGUUUUUGUUGGUUUUUGUGCCUCAUGGCUAAACGAUUCUUGUGCUGUGCCCCUAACUUUCUCUUCUCUCCUCUUUGUCUCCUCUCUCUCUCUUCCUUUCGUGUUUUUGUUCCUUUUUUAGAACAAAUCUCCAUGCCUGUUUGCUCAUCAUUAGCCUAGCAUGUCUUCAUGAUGUUGAAAGCCAAGCCAAACUCCUGGCCUCAUCAUCCCACCAUUGUCUGUGAUGUCUCUCUAAGCUCGCCUGACCAAUACCUGGCCACCCACUGACCCUUGACCUUAGCUCAACCUGAUUUUUCUGCAUGUAUAUUAAUUUUUGUUUUUGUUUUUUCUGUAUAGAAAUGUGACAGGUGGGAGAGAGGUCAAGCAAAUCAAUGUGAAAACUUACUUACGUUGAAUUCAUUUAAGAGACCUUUUUUGUUUUGCGAAUGUUUUAAAAAAAGAAACAAAAAAACCUGUGGGAUUUCUUAUUUUUAAUUUAGUUUUUUGUUUUUUAUGUUGCUUUCUUUUUACCUCUCUCAGUAAAGUUCACUUGAAAGUUGAAUACAGGGAUUGGCACACAGCUGUGCUAUUUGGUGCCAUUAGCAAUAUGUUGGCUUCUUAAAAAAAACCAUGCUUCAGACCACUUUCCAACACUUUUGAAAGUCUGACCAGUAAACCCCCUCUCAGUGCUCUGUAAUGAUCUCUACAUUUUGCGGGCAGUGUGAAGAUUUACACCAAGGCUAUUUAAAAAUAUAUUUUGUUUUCAUUUACAAAAAUAUCCAGUGUAUUUGCUUUUUUUCUUUUUUUUUUCUUUUUUUUUGAACUAUUGAUGGCACAAUAAAAGGUACAUUUGCUCUGUUUAGAGAAAUGACUACCUACAUGAGUCAACUUUUUUAGAACUGAUUCACAAAUAGACAAUCUGUGGUUUAAAUGCACACUUAGAUUACCUAUAUUUUAUACCAUUGAAUCUAUAGAAGUUUAACUAACAGAACCCAGGCAAAACGAUGGGUUUUUUGUAGAUUAUGUUGUAAUGUCAUCUGUGUCGGGGGGGCGGGGGCGGGGGGGUCUUCGGUGUAUUACAUUUUUAAAGAGGACUAAAAUCACUUUGAUCAGUGUGACCAUUUGAGGGUCAUUUCUAGUAGAUUAAAAACACUUUAAGUCAAAAAUUCCUCUGCAUUAAUUGUAAUUUCAACUUCUAGGGAAAAAAGUACUUUUUUUAAGGGUCACAUUUUGAGUAUCAAGGCUAAUUUUUUUUUUUUUUUUUUUUUUUUUUUUUUUUUUUUUUUCUUUAAGAAAAAUUUAGUGUUCAAUUUCCACGGUACGUCUUGUUGACUUUCUGUGAAUUUCUCAUUAAUAAUUUAAUUAAUGGAUGUUUCACUUUGGUUUAGUUUGGAUGCCUCAUAUUGAAAGAUGAUGAUUUACAAUGUCUGUUAAUCAUACAGAUGCCAGACAAUGUUUUUGUUUUGUUUUGUUGUUAAAGUGCCCAUGUGUCAAACUCAGUGUUUUUGAAUUCACACAACACUCUUUCCUGUAAUAUUACCUAGUUUUCUUUAUAUAUAUAUAUAUAUAUAUACACGCACGCACGCACGCACGCACGCACGCACACACACACACACACACACACACACACACACACACACACACACACACACAGCGACACAACACUUUCUGUGAUUGCAAAUGUGGGAGCCCCUGAAGAAGAGAUCACUCGGACAGAACACACGACCUGUGGGUCUCUGCACGUUUUAUAGACACACACACACACACACUUGCUUUUUAUUUUUGUGUUUUGCUGAUUGUUCUUUUAAGUGACUUCCAGUAUCAUGUUUCAGUCGGACACGAUGCACGGCACAUUAAUACCAAGUCCACCACAAUAGUGUUGGUUUACAAAUACAUUCCAUUUUUUCAGCACAAAGUUUACACUUGUUUUUAUCGGGGUGGUAUUUUGUCUGUUGUACUACAAGUUGUCGAUACAACCCUGGUAAAAUAACAACCACUUCACCCCCCCCCCCCCCCCAAAAGAAGGGUUCCCUAAAACUGCGUACCUGAUGGCGCUAAAGAGUUGUCAACUCAGGGGUUUUUUUGUGUGUGAAAGUAGACACUCACACAGGAUUACGACACAAAUGCACAAUUGUCACCAUUUGACCUUUUUGGUUUGGAUUUUUUUCUUUUCUCAAAAUACAUAAAUAUUCCAAAAAAAAAAAAAAGUAAAAGAGAGGUACCAAAUUUGAAACAGUGCUGGAGGAAAGUGUAGUUUUGUAAGGAAACGUUAAGCACAAUUGUGGGAGCUAAUCACUUUUGCAGAAUGUUGUGUGUGAUUAUAAUCCCAAAAUUUUCAAGGUACCACUGAUUUCACUUUUUAAUAUGGGCAUGUGCUUUUUACAGUGUGUUUUUUCUAUCCAAAUGCAAUACAAUAUUCAAAGUGCCAUAUAUACGUCUAGAAACUGCCUACACAUCCUUAUUAGGCCUUGGUUUAGAGAUUGCUGCAGUUCGCCUUUUUUGUCUAUUUAUGCCAGUGUCAUGAAAGCUCUUGUCACCUGCUCAUGUCCCCUUCUCCUCCCCCCGCUCUGUGUGUUGAGUUAUUGGUUAUUGGAGUUAUGUGUAUUGUGAUGUACUCAAUUUGAACAGUUGGUUAAAAAAUUGUAGAUAAACAAUAAACUUCCCUAUACAUUUGAAGGUUAAACCUCUUUCUUAGUGAGUGUGAACACAUGUAUUGUAACACUUUGCGACUUUGCGAUACAAAUAUUUGGUGAUCAUAUGUGUUAGGGAAUUUUUGAGUUUAAUAAAAUCCAAAACAAGCUAAAACUCAAGAAAGGAAAGAAAGAAGAAGGAAAAAAAAAAGGACUUGGGAGCCAUGCUAGUAAGAUCCUUAAGUGAUAAAGUCGUGUGUCAAACACUGAAAUGAUUGCAGGACUGUUGCGAUAUGCAGUGUAUGUUGAAGUGUUACUGUGAAUGAAUUUCAAAAAAAGAAAAAAAGAAAAAAAAAAAAAGCACAAUGUACAGUCCACAGCGGUCCCAACAAGAACUUGACUCACUUCAGGGGCUUCCAUCACAAAUACCGUUCAAGCUCUAACAAUCACUUUCUUUCUUCUGUUGUUUUCAUAUUCUGAAGUGCUAUUUUUUGACAGUGUGGUAGCUUUGCAUCUCUAUAGAUAUUAUCCUGAUCCAAAAGAAGAGAGAGAAAAAAAAUCUUGUGUUAUUUUCUUGUCUGAUAAUCGGUAGGACUCUGUUCAUGUUCCACCAAUAAUUUAAUAGAUGUUUUGUCUUGUCUUGAUGAAAGCCAAAGUGGGUGCAUCUUGAUGUGAUCUGUAUUAUACAUACAGUAGUUUUUUUGUUUUUUUUCUGUUCAGUCAAUAUCAAUUUUUUUGAAACUGGGUGGGAUUUGAAAAAGAAAAAAAAAUGACAUACACAGGCUUUCCAAUUUCUACAACUGGUUGUUCAUAUGUAUUUUGUACCAGUGAAGCUUUUUAUAUUGGAAAUUAAAGAAAAAAAAUCUAUAUUGGAAAAAAAAUUGUCUGGCCUCUCAAUGUGGCCUCGCCUUGACUAGGUCUCGAGUUUGGCCUCUUGGUGGCGUCAAGCAAUUUUUUUUUUUUUUUUGUCUCUAAAAGAUGCCUGAUUUUGAUUUUACUUGGAUCUCUACAUGUUCCUCACUUCGUUAAUCGGUUUCAGUUUCGGGGGGGUUGGGAUCCUCUAAAUCGUGGUAAGUUUCAUGUUAGUAUUUGUGCUGUCCACAUAGUUUAAUGGUCAUCAGGAUUUCAGCAACUUGUGUGGAUAAUUGUCUUAGUUAAAGAGUUAACUAUCUGUUUAGUUUGAGCCUUGCUUUUUACCUGUGUAGAGUUUUCUGUUUUUUCCCAUAGCGGAGUGUGUAGCCGAAAGACUCUGUGUUCUUUUUUGGUCAAUGUUUGUUCAUGUGUGGUGUGUUUCUUUGCCUCUGUCUCCAAAUUAAACCAUUUCCCCUAAUAUGGA
Messenger RNA from Seriola aureovittata, 6527 nucleotides. Its product is annotated as CUGBP Elav-like family member 2. Gene Ontology annotation, cellular component: nucleus; cytoplasm; ribonucleoprotein complex. The transcript has 13 exons. The record is from RefSeq and is a predicted model, not a curated record. Gene Ontology annotation, biological process: mRNA splice site recognition; regulation of alternative mRNA splicing, via spliceosome. The coding region runs from base 152 to 1744 and encodes 530 amino acids. Lineage: Eukaryota; Metazoa; Chordata; Actinopteri; Carangiformes; Carangidae. Gene Ontology annotation, molecular function: mRNA 3'-UTR binding.